UUCUUUUUUCUGCACUAUUGUAUAAAAAUCUAGGCUUUUCUAAUUUUUUUCUUUUUUUUUCUUUCAUAUAUAUAUAUAUAUAUAUUCAAUUUCUAUGUCACCACAUCACUCGUUAAAUAUGCCUAACACUAUGAAUUAUACUAUAUUACCACCAUUAUCAGAACCCUAUUGUAUGCCUAAAAGGAUCCCUCAAGAGAAUAUUUAUCAUGAAUUUAAAGAAGUUUAUCGUCGUGCAUCUCACAUAUCAGACCAAUUAUUACUGGCCGGAACAUCUUUUCACGAUCUUGCGUCUCCACCAUGCUUGCCAGGCGUUCAGGAGUUGGACAUAAUGAUUGAUCAUGCACGUCGAAUGAAAAAUACUCUAGAUGAUGUGAGGCUUAAAUGGACUCCUUCCGAAACGAAUGUUGUAGAGAAACAUCAGAUGAACAUAUCGAAAAAACCGAGAAAGAAAAAAAUCAUGGUGGUUGAGCCAAACAAACAACAACAAAAGAGGCAUCAGUGUGAUUCAUGCAAUAGUACUGAAACACCCGAGUGGCGUAGAGGUCCUUUAGGCCCUCGUACUUUGUGCAAUGCAUGCGGAAUUAUUUGGCGAAAACUCUGUAAAAAACAAAAAGAAAAUUCAACUUUGGAUAUGAAAGAAGAGGUUGAAGAUGACGAAUAUGAAGAGGAAGAAGUAGUUUCUACCACUUGUAGCUACCAAGAAAACAGCUUAUCCCAUACGUCAUUGUCUCCUACAUUGUCUUCAACUUUAUCUGUAUUCUAUCACGGUAACAAUGACAAGAAUAGCAAAAAAACGAAACUUUCAUUUUUAUUGACAUAAGGAUCCCGGCUUUUUUCCUUAUUUGUAAAAAUAAAAAAAAAAAGAAUUGAUUUUCUGACAAAUGAUCAUCUUUGUUUAUACACUGGGAUAAGUUGCUUGUACACUACGCUUAAUACGCAGCAUUUCCUUAAAUGUGUCUUCAUUACCAUGCUGUACUUCAAAGUCAUGCCAU
Molecule: messenger RNA, 992 nt
Organism: Gilbertella persicaria
Lineage: Eukaryota; Fungi; Mucoromycota; Mucoromycetes; Mucorales; Choanephoraceae
Exons: 8
Coding region: 95-820 (241 amino acids)
Biological process (GO): regulation of DNA-templated transcription
Molecular function (GO): zinc ion binding; sequence-specific DNA binding
Source: RefSeq, a predicted model, not a curated record